AUGCGCCCACACACAAUAACAACAACCACGACGCCAGUCAAACAGCCCCCAAGAUACGGCCUCGCCCCCAAGUCCUCGAUAUCCGAUGCCAACCUCAUCUCUCGGAUAUCGAAAUGGCUAUGGUCGUGCCGGACUACUUCAACUACAACUACAGACACUAGCGCAAAGGCCGGUCCAACUGCCGAUGUGGAGCACCACGAGAUCCGAUCUAGCACGUCCGACCACCACGCCGUCGAGAAUGCUUUCCCCUGUCGCGCGUGCCAGGCCUGGGGCGUUGAGUGUGACCAACAGAAACCACGCUGCUCGCAUUGUCUCGAUCAGCAGAUUCUGUGCUUCUACGUCGAGCCGUUGCGGGUGACAAUGAAGCGGUCAAAACUGGAACGGGCCCAACAAAAGGCUGUUGCCUAA
This is a messenger RNA of Aspergillus versicolor CBS 583.65, 408 nucleotides long. RefSeq lists its product as uncharacterized. The transcript has a single exon. NCBI's taxonomy places the organism in Eukaryota, Fungi, Ascomycota, Eurotiomycetes, Eurotiales, Aspergillaceae. The record is from RefSeq and is a predicted model, not a curated record. Gene Ontology annotation, molecular function: DNA-binding transcription factor activity, RNA polymerase II-specific; zinc ion binding. Bases 1 to 408 code for a protein of 135 amino acids. Gene Ontology annotation, biological process: regulation of DNA-templated transcription.